Messenger RNA from Rhineura floridana, 5122 nucleotides. It is a transcript of the gene MAPK8IP2, whose product is annotated as mitogen-activated protein kinase 8 interacting protein 2. Gene Ontology annotation, cellular component: cytoplasm. NCBI's taxonomy places the organism in Eukaryota, Metazoa, Chordata, Lepidosauria, Squamata, Rhineuridae. Gene Ontology annotation, molecular function: protein binding. Gene Ontology annotation, biological process: regulation of JNK cascade. Bases 1 to 3642 code for a protein of 1213 amino acids. The transcript is spliced from 12 exons. The record is from RefSeq and is a predicted model, not a curated record.
AUGGCGGAUCGGGCGGAGAUCUUCUCACUCUCCACCUUCCAUUCGCUCUCCCCGCCGGGCUGCAGGCCCCCUCAGGACAUCAGCCUAGAGGAAUUUGAUGAUGAAGAUUUGUCUGAGAUCACUGAUGACUGUGGCAUCGGCCUGAACUAUGACUCGGACCACUAUGAGAAGGACUGCCUAGUGCUGGAGAGAUGCAAGCAGCCGCACCCCAUCUGUACCUUCCAAGAUGAUUUUCAGGAGUUUGAGAUGAUUGAUGACAACGAAGAGGAGGAGGAAGGCAACGGGCUGGAGGAAGCACCGCCCUCCCCCUCGAUAUCCCCAAUCCCUCCGCCCACCCCUGAGGAGACCCAGAAGCAUCGUCCUACCACGCUCAACCUGACUGGGACAGGCACACAGGACUCCCUGAAUAACAACAGCACUGGCACCCCGGCACCCCCGUUGCAGCAGCAGCAGCCGCCGCGAGCUACUUGGCAGGAGACUCUGCUCCACACGUCUCCCUCCUCUUCCUCCUCUUCGGCACCCCACGCUGAACGGACCUCUCCCUUGCACCUGUGUCUCCAGGAUGGACUCUGUGUGGAUUCUCGGAGCAGCGAAGGCCCAAGACCCACCCAGGCUCCUUGCAAACCAUCUCAUUAUGAUGCAGAGGGCAACAGCCAAGAGCUGCGGGGAGCCUCACCUGCUGUACAAACCGGAGAGGAUUACAAUAUGAACAUUGUCUCCUCCGUGUCCCUCUCGCAACCUCCUUCAGUUUCCUCCAGACAGCCCCUUGCGGAGCCCCUUGCGGAGCCCCUUAUGGAGCCCCUUGCGGAGCCCCUUGCGGAGCCCCUUGCGGAGCCCCUUGCGGAGCCCCUUGCGGAGCCCCUUGCGGAGCCCCUUGAUGCUCCACGUGGCCUGGAGUCCCAGCUCCCCAAUGUCAGCCCCCACAGGUCACCUGCCACGGAUAGCUACUGCGCCAGAUUUCAGAGGGACGCAGGCUGCAGGGAGGAAGAGACAGGAGCUGGGAGCCCUGUCGGCUCUGCUGAGGGGAAAACAGGGCUUGGCUCCCCCAACUUGCUGUCUGAUCCGAGCAGCACCCCGCUGUCUGAGGAUGAGCCUCCAAAGGGCUGCCGAGAUGCUGGGCCCAGAAGGCAUCACCUCUUGGGGUCUGACACUAGCCCAACCAGGGCAGCAAUGGAGCCACUAAGCUCUGAAGAAGAAGGUACCCACGGGAGCCGAGUGCCCAUGGGCGUGCAGGGGCUGCCCUCCACCUCGUCAGAUACCACGUCUCCCUCGUCGGACCCUGGCAUAGAGGCAGACCUCACGAGCCGUAAUUCCAAGUCCUUCCCACCCUGCAGCCGGCACAGCGAGGACCUCAGCUCGCCCGGGUCUGACUCAGAUGUGGAGGGUGAGAUCGAGGCGGCCUUUGCAUGCAGUGGGAGCCGCCUGGCCAGCAACAUGAUCUCCAGCAUCUCGGAGACGGAGCUGGACCUGAGCAGUGACAGCAGCAGCGGCCGCUCUUCCCACCUCACCAACUCCAUCGAGGAAGCCAGCUCGCCGGGGUCGGAGGCAGAGCUGGAGGCAGAGCUGGAGACUCGGGGAAUGAUGGGCCUGAAGGAUGCCCUUCUUCGUGACACGGGCAAGAAGGAGGAGGAGGAGGGCACGGAGCUGCCCCCAGAGGAGGGCGCGCUGCGGAAGGAGAGCCUGGCAGCCCUCAAAAUAGAGGAGUGCUAUGAGGACCCAUCUGCUCCUGUUGGCCAAAUGGACACGGCCCUCUCGGGCCCCCUCGAUCUGGAGAUAAACCCCGACCACAGCCUGGAGACCCUGCGGCGCUCCUUCUACCUGCCGGUGAGACCUAAGCUUGUGCCCAAGGGCGACGAUGGCGACAGAGGAGGGAACAGCGAAUACGACUCUGACUCCGACUCCGAGUCAGAGCCUGACCUGAGUGAGGACUCCGACUCACCUUGGCUCCUUAGCAAUCUGGUGAACAAGUUGAUCUCGGAGGGAUCCUACCCCAUCAAAUGUGCAGACGAGUGCUUCCCAGCAGCUCACUCCCUUUCGGACACCAUCUCUCCUGCCUCUGACCUGGAGCCGGAGAUACCCAGCGAGGCUCUGAGCGAGGCCCAGCCCUGCUCUCGGCAAAGCAUAGAGCUGGUGGACAUGGAGACACUGCGCUGCUCGCUGCAGGGCACUGAGGAGGAGGAGGAGGAGGAGGAGAAGCCCACAGAGGCCAAGCCUGUGCUGGAGGCAGAGUGCCGUGCAGGUGACUCAGGGCCCUACCUGUUCAUGAGUAACUCGACCAACGACACCAUUACCCCCGUCUUCCCUGGGCGGCUGCGCUCUGGCUGCUGCAGCAACACGCCUGCCAAAACCUUGCCCUCCAGGGAAGCUUUGAGCAAGGCUGAGCCGGCCACGGUGCUGGAGGACUGGGGGAUUGAUGGGGACCUGGACUCUGGCAUCUUGGAGGACAGUGACAUGAUUGACGAUAUCCGGUUAGAGCGCCAUGAAGGGCUGGACGUCUCCACUGCCAAGACCAACCAUUGCUUCAGCUUGGCCUACUCCCCCGAGGAGGAGGAGGAGGCGCCUUCCUUGGGCAGCCUGAAGGGCUCUUCCUUUGCGGAGGAGUUGCCGCUCGCCCCACCCGCGGUGGUGCUGGACGACUCCUUGGCCUACGACUCGGUCAAGUACACCCUGGUUGUGGACGAGAACACCCAGCUGGAGCUGGUGAGCCUCAAGCGCUGCACGUCGGUGCUGAGCGAUGACAGCGAGCUGCUGCGUGCCUGUGAGGCGGUGGACCUGGAGGACCUGGCCAGCGACUUUGGGGAGGGGCUGGGGGCACCGGAUGGGUGCAGCUCCUCCUCAGAGGACUUCUCACCUGAGGCUGACCUCCCAUUCUCCAAGAAAUUCCUCAAUGUCUUUGUCAACAGCAGCUCCCGCUCCUCCAGUACAGAAUCCUUUGGUCUCUUUUCUUGCACAGUGAAUGGGGAGGAGCGGGAACAGACUCACCGAGCCAUCUUCAGGUUCAUUCCUCGCCAUGAAGAUGAGUUGGAGCUUGACGUGGACGACCCGAUCCUCGUGGAGAUAGAGGAAGAUGAUUAUUGGUACAGGGGCUAUAACAUGCGCACGGGGGAGCGUGGCAUCUUCCCUGCCUUCUAUGCCCACGAGGUGGUGAGCCAGGCCAAGGAAGUGACAGGCCUGAAGCGGAAUCCGUGCUGGGUUGAGCAUUUCAACGUACAGUUUUUGGGGUCUGUGGAAGUUCCUUACCAUCAGGGCAAUGGCAUCUUGUGUGCAGCUAUGCAGAAGAUUGCCACCACCCGUAAAUUAACAGUCCAUCUGAGGCCCCCGGCCACCUGUGACCUGGAAAUCAGCCUGCAGGGCAUCAAGCUCAUCCUGACCGUGAACGAGUACAGCCGGGACGAAGAGUUUGAGCGCUGCAGCCACUUCUUCCAGAUGAAGAAUAUCUCUUUCUGCGGUUGCCACCCCCGCAACAGCUGCUACUUUGGUUUCAUCACGAAACACCCCAUCCUGAGUCGCUUUGCCUGCCAUGUCUUUGUUUCCCAGGAGUCCAUGAGGAAUGUUGCAGAGUGUGUUGGCCGCGCCUUUCAGGAAUAUUAUCAAGAGCACCUGGAAUUUGCUUGCCCCACAGAAGACAUUUACCUGGAGUAGGGCAUGAUCUGGGGGGCCUCCUGCUUCCGCACCCCAUCCAGAGCCUCUGCCCCAGUGCCCCCAGACCCACGACUCUGCCGGGCUCAACCACAACCCAUGCCACUAUUUUUGACCCAGCACCCUGCAGUAAAAGGGGGCCAGGGGCAGAGAGGUGGAGGGGCAUCAGGUGUUGGCCAUGUGGUUGCAACCUGACAUCUCCCCCUCUCUCCACCUCCUCCUGAGUCCUCCCCCCACCCAAACUUCCAAAAGUGACUGGAGAAGCAGCUGGAGGUGGAUCUGGGGAGGGGUUGUUCUUCCCCAUUGAAGCACAUGAGCAGGAUGAGACCGAUGAGGGUGGUGAAGAGUCUGAGUCUGGGAGAAGGGCCAAGCAGCAGCUGCGUGGUCAAGGAGCCGGCGCUUUUCCGGACGGCUGCAGCCUUUGCAGGGUGCCCCAUUUUUGGGCUGGGAGGAAGGCUUUGAGCAUGAUGGUGAACGUCUGUCUGGCCCCCUCCUCUGGAAACACAUGCCGGGGGGGGGAAGGACCAAUGUCUAGCUGCUCCCCUACCCCCCUCCUCUAGCCAAACUCAGUUCCCUUCUUCUGGUUUGUGUGUGGCUGGUGGUGAUGGUGGGCAGAGAUCAAGGACCCCCUCCCCGCCUCCCCUCCAAGGUGUGUGCCCCCCAUUCCUGGGCCAGGGCCCCCUUCUCCAUGCCUCAUUGCCUUGACUCCAUGUUUUCCAAGUUGGUUGCCCUCACCUGGGGGGGAGGGGGCACACAGCUUCAACUCAUGCCAUAAGAACCUCUCCCCCCCCGUCCCAAAAUUGCAUCCCUUUCUGCUCUCUCCGCUCUCAGGCUGCCACAGACACAGUUGGGUUUGGGGGCGAGUGUUUAAGAGAGGAGCCUGCAUGCUGCAUGGGGGUCGAGGAGCCAAAAGGGGUGAGUGGGUGGGCAGCUCAUUGCUGUGGGGGUGGAGGGGCACCCAUUCGUCCUGUCCUGUGGAGGGCCCAUCUGCCCCAACACCGAGCAAGGUCUUUGCCCUUGCCUCGAUGAUGCUGGAGGCUCUGGCGGAUGCCCCCCCUAGCAGAAGGAGAGGGGAAUGCUGCUGUGGGUCCACUCGUGCCCUCCUCUGUCCCUCCCGCAUUUCGGACUCUGCAGGAGGAGCCCGUUGCCUUUUUCCUCUGCUGCUGAAUCAAGACCAUAUCUGGGGGUGUUGGUCUGGGUUUGGCUCCCUCUUCUCUUUGUUGGCCCCACCCCCUCCCUGCCCCAUCUCUCUCUGCCUUUCCCCCUCUGCCCACCCACUGCUGUGUCCUUGGUGACCUCCUUUGCUUGCCAGCCCCGCCUGUUUCCACUCAGUAUGACUAGCUGACCGACUUAGCGCUCACCGGCUGUCUGUAUAUGUUAAUGAUAUUUAUCUGUAACUUCUUUAACCAAGCAGAGCAGUGAUCUGGUCAAACCCUCUCUUCCCACUGCCUUGUCAUGGACUUGGUCUUUCAAUAAAAUAUUC